AUGUUUGCUGAAGAAGGUUGCACAAUGGUGUUUUGUUCAGUACGGUGUCGAGAAGCUGCCUGGUCGCGAUUUCACUUUGCUGGAUGUCAAGGUAGAAUGACAGAAGUACAAAAAAGUGCGUAUGAUAUAUUUAUUCACUAUAACUGGGAACACAAAGGUGUUAACUACAGCGACACCGUUUUCCUUGCUUUUCGAUUUCUUUGUAUGAUUAUAACUAAUAUUCGUUUACAUAAAAAACCACUAGAAAUUGCUCACAGGUCAGUUUCUCAACUAAUUAAAGCACCAUUGUCGAUGUUUCGUUUUUCAUACCUUUUAUCUGAUGACUCUACGGAUAGUAGGGACGAAGAGGUGCAAUUACGUAAGCGUUGGGAACUAUUUAAAAAACUACGUGCCCAACCUGUGUCAAGCGAAGUUGAUAACGUGACGGAAGAUUUCCUCUCAAUUGGAAUUGAACUGGUAGACAAGGUUCUACAAUUCACAGGGGAGGAACGACGAUAUUUCACGCCAUCAGUGUGGUCUGAAUUGCUUGGGGCAGUUCUACUAAAUGGGCAAGAGCGCAGUCCGCCAUCAAACUAUGAUUAUUUGAAAGAAAUUGUGCGGGGCAUGCCGGGAGGAUUAACCUCUAUGAAUGCCUUUGAGGAACAGGUACAGGAAGCUGGUGUUGAUCCACAGCAAUUACACUACAGUUCACGGGGACAGGGUAUAUACACUAUUGGGUGUCUUUUUAACCACUCAUGUGAUCCCAAUCUACAGGUUCUCUACAGUUCUGUUAAUGAUGAAACUUUAACAGUGGAAGCACUUCGAGACAUUGAACCUGGAGAAGAGUUGCUUAUCAGCUACAUUGACGAAUCAUUACCAUACCCUGAUCGUCAGCAACAGUUGUAUGAACAUUAUCUCUUUACCUGUCGUUGCUCCAAGUGUGAGUCUGAGUCACAUGACUGGGAGGAGGUUGCUACAAAAAUAGAAGACCCUUCUUCUAUCAGCUCCCCGUUUUAG
This is a messenger RNA of Trypanosoma theileri, 996 nucleotides long. RefSeq lists its product as uncharacterized. Gene Ontology annotation, molecular function: protein binding. The record is from RefSeq and is a predicted model, not a curated record. The transcript has a single exon. The coding region runs from base 1 to 996 and encodes 331 amino acids. Lineage: Eukaryota; Euglenozoa; Kinetoplastea; Trypanosomatida; Trypanosomatidae.